ACCUGAUGUUGAUGAUAAGCGGCACUUCGGUGUGAGACCAGAGAGUUCAUGGCGGCCAAAAUGAACAACUCUGACAGUCGUGGUACUCAGUAUGGCAGGAAGAAGACGGUAGACCCUAACCCUAACCCUCUGUUCUUACAGUGGCUUACUGAGUGGCGAGAUGAAGCUGUGGCAAAAGAACGUACUAGGCUGCAGUUCACGUACCAGAAGGCAAUCAAGUCUCUGCAGAAGUAUCCGUUACCACUGCGGUCUGGAAAGGAGGCAAAGAUAUUGGAUUUCUUUGGUGACAAAAUUUGCAAAAUGUUGGAUGACAAGCUUGCCAAACACAUCCAAGAGAAUGGCCCUUUGGCAGAAGUUGAAGACACCCACCUUCCCAGUACCAGCAGCACUAACACAGGAGUAAUACAGGGUUCCCUAUGUGUCCCCCCGCGCCCUGGUGGUAAUGGCAACAGCCAAGGUUCCAGUGGGGAACCAAGACCAAAGAAGAGAAAGAAAGCUGGAGGUACAAAGGAGUAUGUACCAGCCUUCAGAUCUGGACCCUAUGCACUUCUGGUCACUCUCUAUAGGAACAUGCAGAAUCCCAACAGCAGAGGGUUUAUGGGAAGAGCAGAGCUACAGAGGGAGGCCCAACCUCUGUGUGACAAGUCAUUUACCCUGCCAGACCCAGGCAGCCACUAUACUGCAUGGUCUUCUAUGGGUGGACUUGUGAAGAAGGGACUGGUCAUCAAGGACAGCAACCCUGCCAAGUAUUAUAUCACAGACACAGGGAGUGAGCUGGCCCAUAAGUUAGAGCUGAUUGGUGAGCAGGGAGUGAGUGGGUCCAGCCCACAGGAUGACAGUGAGGACAUGGCUUUUACCCUGACAGGACCAGGCAAUGCUGCACUGACAGCUGGCCUUAAUGCUGAAAGACCUGAGAGGUGUAUAGAUGUGCCGUCUUUGCCAGCCAUGAGUGUUAGUUCCAACAUAAGGAGAGAUGUUGGUCAGGCUGCCAGCGAAGCUGUCAUAUCUGAGAUGGACACUGACGAUUCUCAAGAAAGUGUAACAUGUAGAUCUAAGCAGCCCUUGUUCACCCUCUAUCCAGGUGAAUUUGAAGUGGUGCUGUGUGUGGACACUCAGGAGACCACAGGAGGUGCUGCAGGCAGCAGGAAGGUUAACCUGGUCCCAGAGCUGCUGAAGAACAGUGUGAGAUGUGAUGUGAGGAAUCUGCACGUUGGAGACUUCCUCUGGGUGGCUCGGGAGAAAGUCAGACCUCUUCCAGGCCAACUCCAUCCACCCGUACCCAGAGAGCUGGUGCUAGACUAUGUGGUGGAGCGGAAGAGAAUGGAUGAUCUGGCAAGCAGUGUCAAGGGUAGCCGGUUCAAGGAGCAAAAGUUCCGACUGAAGAUGAGUGGACUGAGGAAACCCAUCUACCUGGUGGAAGACUUUGGCUCCUCUGCACAACACUUCUGUCUUCCUGAAGCUACUCUGCAACAAGCAAUAGUUAACACCCAGGUGAACGAUGGUUUCUUUGUGAAGAGGACAUCAGACAUGAAGGGAUCUGUCACCUACCUCACACUGAUGACUCAUUAUCUGCAGAGCCACUAUGCUGGGAAGACCCUUGAAGGCUACAGCCAAGAAGACUUACAGGACCAGUCGUCAGACCUGAAGCUUGAUGCCAGUGUGAUCAAACUGCUGACUUUUCCAGAAUUCAAUGAGACAUCAGUUAAGAACAGGGUGAUGACUGUAAAGGAGAUGUUUGCCAAGCAGCUGAUGCAGUUCCAUGGCAUGUCCAAGGAGAAAGUGGCAGCAGUGGUCAACACAUACCCUACUCCUGUGGCGUACGUAUUUGUGUAUGAUUAG
Molecule: messenger RNA, 1839 nt
Organism: Branchiostoma belcheri (Belcher's lancelet)
Lineage: Eukaryota; Metazoa; Chordata; Leptocardii; Amphioxiformes; Branchiostomatidae
Product: crossover junction endonuclease MUS81-like
Exons: 18
Coding region: 49-1839 (596 amino acids)
Biological process (GO): DNA catabolic process; resolution of meiotic recombination intermediates; double-strand break repair via break-induced replication
Cellular component (GO): nucleus; Holliday junction resolvase complex
Molecular function (GO): 3'-flap endonuclease activity; DNA binding; crossover junction DNA endonuclease activity
Source: RefSeq, a predicted model, not a curated record